Messenger RNA from Ictalurus furcatus (blue catfish), 2581 nucleotides. It is a transcript of the gene ccdc97, whose product is annotated as coiled-coil domain containing 97. Bases 813 to 1757 code for a protein of 314 amino acids. The transcript is spliced from 7 exons. The record is from RefSeq and is a predicted model, not a curated record. NCBI's taxonomy places the organism in Eukaryota, Metazoa, Chordata, Actinopteri, Siluriformes, Ictaluridae.
GGGGUUUCCUCCAGGUACUAUGGUUUCCUCCCCUAGUCCAAAGACAUGCUCUGUAGGCUAAUUGGCAUUUCCAAAUUCUCCAUAGUGUGUGAAUAUGUGUGUGAUUGUGCCCUGCAGGGUUGGCACCCUGUCCCCUGCCUUGUUCCUGGGAUAGGCUCCAAGCUCCUCUACGACCCUGUGUAUGAGAAGCAGUAUGAGAAAUGGAUGGAUUGAUAAUAACAUGAAUAAUAAUAUAGAAUGUUUCCACAUCCAGUUCUAUUAAUUAUAACAUCUAAUAUAAUAACAGUACAGUGAAUAGAAGGGCGAGCUCAAAGUUUGAAUAGUCAUCCACAAACUUAUUCUCAUUUAAAAGUAAAAGUUUAAAAAACCUGCUUCCACUAUUUUUGUUUUGGGUUUUUUUUUUUUUUUAAUCCUGGGGUUUCGAUGCCAUCUGCUGGAAACUAGACGCUGAAAAGGAAUGUCUCGGCAUACCGAGGUUUCAAGGGGAAGAUAAAACAUGGCGCACAGUCCCAAACUGAACAUAAGGCACUACAUAGGGAGUAAAAGCUGUAGACUAAAAGCAGAGUUCUACUCAAUGUAGUGCACUUAUACAGGGAGUGAUGAGGCAAUGAGGAUAAAGCCAGAGAAGUUUCUCUUUGCUAAUCUGUGAGGGAGUUAUUUUUUUAUUUUUGUUCCAGCAAACGCGUGGUUAGGUUUGAUGUUUUCAGAAAUGGCUAGCAAGUUUAGUUAGCCACCUCCACCGAGUCUGCGGUGUACAUGCAUGCAAACAGUCCUGGUUUGUCCCUUACAAAAGUUUACACUCGGCACCAGAAAUGUGGGGCGAAAUCGAUUCAUGCAUCGAACCUGCCAGUCCUGCACCCUGCGAUCCACACAGUACUGGAACAGAGGAUGAGGAUGAGAUGGACCAGCAUGCCAGUGAGCCCUCAAACCCCACUGCCCACAUUCAGGUUAAAGGUUCUACCACUCUGGAUGCCAUGAUAUCAGCCAUAGUGGUCAGUGGGAGUCCAGUAAAGAGCCAGCAGCUGGGAGAACCAGACCUUACUGUGGAGGAGAAAAAGCAGUUGUUGAUGGAACAGUAUAAUACCAAGCCGGUAGUCUUUCUUGAGCGCUAUCACACUCAUUUGAAACCGGAGCAUAUGGAGGCCUUCUCACAUGUGAGCAGUGACUGUCGAACACAGUAUUACUGUACAGAAGUUCAGAAACAGGCGUCAAGUUCGGCCAACAAGACGAGGGUGCGCAACCAUCGCUACGCAGCUCUCCGAGCACUUCAGAAGGAGGGCCAGUACUUCAGCGAGGAGCAGAUGCGUUUUCGAGAGCCUCUUCUGUACGAGCAGUACAUUGGUCAGUACCUGAGUGAGGAGGAGAUCCUGCAGCGCUCUGAAGAAUCUAUGCAGAAGGGUCCGACAGGUCUGUCUGAUCUGCUCAUCAACUCUUAUCAGGAGAAAGAGCUCCAGAAACGCCUGCAGGAGGAACAGGACCGAGAGAACUGUGCCGAUCAGGAGGAAGAGGACGGUGAAGAGGAGCCUACACAUGCAGACUGGGAACCGACAGCAGAAGAGAAAGCCCUGCUGAGAGACGAGUUUCUGAGUCAAAUGCACCAACGCUUCUUAGAGGGCAAAGAUAAAGAGUUUAACUACAGUGAAGUGGAUGAGAACCCAGAUUAUGAUAACCUGGACAUUUUAAGUCGUGAUGCUGAAGAAAAGUACUUUGAUGGAGAGGAAGAUGAAGAGGAAGAGGAGGAGGAUGACGUGAUGUGAUGUAAAAGUUUUUGAACAGUUGAAACGCUGCAGUGUCUGGGAGAGGGGGAAAAAAUUUCUUCAAACCCACUGUAGAUUUUAAGAAUUUAUUUUUCUAAGAAGAUGAAUCACUUCCAGAGUGCCACUUCAUAGUUUGUAAUCUGUCUGAGAACGCUGUUGCUUGUGAGACAAGCUGCAAUAAUGAAAAAAAAAAAGCAGCCGAAAUGACGCCCCAUGGGUUGUUGUUAGUAAAAAGGGGCAGAGUCUACUUCUGGACUGGAAGUUAAAAACUAAUGAGAUCCACUGCAUGGGAAUAUUGUGAAUCUGUUCUUCUAAAGUAUCUUUAAAAUUCAUUGAUUGCAGGGCUAGUUUAAAUUGAGCAUCUUUGCUGAACCACUAGAAGUCUGUAAUUGAAUGUGAUGCUAUAUUAAAGUACAUUUGUAAUUGUGAGUCAAAGGUUUUUUUUUAAUAAUAAAGCUAUAUGUGUAAAUAAAUGUACAUCUAGCAGAGGUAGCAUAGAGGAUUAAACAUACAGAUGUGGCCACUAAAAAUAUGCGUCAAAGGAAACAGGAUCCUGAAGCAUGAUGUCAUCAAAUCACAAGUCUGUUUUGAUUUGCUGGUCAGAAGCUGUACUAAAUGACAAAUAACCUUAAAAAAAAAAAAAAAAUCACAAACAUGACACUUGUAAAUAAAGUAAUUUUAUAUAUGCAAAUUAUUAGAUUCUUAAAAUUAAACGACAGCUAAAUAGUGAAAAAAAAACCCUGUAAUCCAAUGAAUGAAUGACAGUAACUUUUGUAGAAGGCUCAACUGACAACAAAGUCUGACUUGGCCCGUUCAUCCAUCCA